Sporothrix brasiliensis 5110 is the source of this 1143-nucleotide messenger RNA. RefSeq lists its product as uncharacterized. The coding region runs from base 1 to 1143 and encodes 380 amino acids. Gene Ontology annotation, molecular function: nucleic acid binding; 3'-5' exonuclease activity. The transcript has a single exon. The record is from RefSeq and is a predicted model, not a curated record. Gene Ontology annotation, biological process: rRNA processing; ribosomal large subunit assembly. Lineage: Eukaryota; Fungi; Ascomycota; Sordariomycetes; Ophiostomatales; Ophiostomataceae. Gene Ontology annotation, cellular component: nucleus.
AUGGCCGCGCAAUUGUCGUCCAACUGGAAGAAGCUGCAGGCCCAAAUCAAGGCAGAACCGUCCAAGCCAAAGGCGGCAGACAAGCCGAAGACGGCGGCCAAGCCGGCAGCGAAGGCGGUAGCGGGGAAGAAACGACCACACGGCGGCGAGGACUCGGCGCGCAAGGGCAGACCGCCGGCAAAAAGGUCUCGGCCAGAAACCGCAUCUGCGACCGGAAAGACAAAACCUAGAACGAGCCCCAAAACAAUGGGCGUGGCACAGUCGUCGAAGCUAUCCAAUGAGGCUGCCUACGACCACAACGGCAAGGGCCAGAUGCUGCCCAAGGGCAUCACGCCGUCGCUGGCGCUGUGGGCCGAGGACCACGACAUUUCGGCCGAGGACAUGGCGCAGGCGUACGGGCUGGGCGGUGUAGCGACGUCAACGCUGUCUGGGGGCCGGGCCAAGGUCGGCGCGGCCGCCGUGGGCGACACUGCAGCAGCAGCCUCGUCCGCCGUGACGGACCGUGAAAACGCGGGUCGCACGCCCGACCUAGCGGUCGGCAAGUACAUUGCGCUGGACUGCGAGAUGGUGGGCGUCGGCGCGGACGGACGGGACGACGCGCUGGCGCGGGUCAGCGUGGUGGAUUUCUUUGGGCGGCAGGUGUACGACUCGUUUGUGAAGCCACAGGCAGGGCAACGGGUAACGGACUGGCGGACACAUGUCAGCGGUGUGUCGGCGCGGCAUCUGCGGUUGGCGCGGCCGUUCGAAGAGGUGCGGACCGCCAUCGAGGAUCUGCUGCGGGGGGAGGACGAUGUAGGCGGAGCCAAAAAGGAGACGCGCAUCCUUGUCGGGCACGACGUAAAGCACGAUCUGACGGUGCUGGGCCUGAGCCACCCGCCACGGCUGAUCCGGGACACGGCCAAGUUUUCCGGUUUCAAAAAGUACGGCCACGGGCCCAAGCCGGCACUGCGGGUGCUGGCGCGGGAAAUUCUGGGCAUUGAGAUCCAGGGAGGCGCUCACUCGAGUGUCGAGGACGCGCGGGUGACAAUGCAGCUGUUCCGGCAGCACAAACCGGCGUUUGACGUGGAGUGUGCCAACAAGUUUGGACCGGAGCCGACGUCGGGCGCAACGAAAAGCAAAGGAGGCAAAAAGAAGAAGAGGUGA